AUGCGCCGAUCAUCCUCCUCCCUGGCAAUUAACACUGACCAUAGCUUCUCUCUGCUAUCCAGGCGUGUUAUCAUUCGUGAGGACCCUCAGGAGGUGUCGGUGUAUAUCGCCGAGUACAUCGUCAGCCGCAUCAAAAACUUCAACCCGACGGAGACUCACCCAUUUGUGCUGGGUCUGCCAACUGGUAGCAGCCCGGAGAUCAUCUACAAAAUCCUUGUCCAGCGCCACCGCGCGGGCGAGAUCUCGUUCAAGAAUGUCGUGACCUUCAACAUGGAUGAAUACGUCGGCCUGCCCCGUGAUCACCCUGAGUCGUACCACAGCUUCAUGUACAAGCACUUCUUCUCGCAUGUGGACAUCCCACCGCAGAACAUCAACAUCCUCGAUGGCAACGCAGCCGACCUCGUGGCCGAGUGCGCCUCCUUCGACCAGCGCAUCGCACGCUACGGCGGCAUCGAGCUGUUCCUCGGCGGCGUGGGACCGGAUGGACACAUCGCAUUCAACGAGCCCGGCUCAUCGCUGGCCAGCCGGACGCGCGUGAAGACCCUCGCCUACGACACGAUCCUCGCGAACUCACGCUUCUUCGACAACGAUGUGAACAAGGUGCCGCGCAUGGCAAUGACAGUCGGCAUCCAAACGAUCAUGGACGCCCGGGAAGUCGUCAUUGUUGCGACAGGUGCGCACAAGGCCUUCGCGGUGCAGAAGGGACUGGAAGACGGCGUGAACCACAUGUGGACGCUGUCUGCGCUGCAGUUGCACCGGCACCCGCUGGUGGUGUGCGACCGGGACGCGACGCUGGAGCUGAAGGUCAAGACGGUGCGGUACUUCGAGUCGAUUGAGCAGGCGGGGACGGACGCGCGCACGCAGGGCCCUGCACUGGUAAAUCAGCUCCCAGUAUCUGCGACGUUGCCGAUCAGGAGCCCGCCGCGCAUGGUGGCGACGCCGGCCCGGACGCCGGAAAAGGUGCCCAAGGAUCUGCGCAUCAACACAGAGCUGCACCGGGCAAUGGAGGAGGAUGAGUUGACGCCGGAUAGCAUGUCGUCGCGCAUGGUGGACUCGGCGAUUGGGGGGCUGGAUGGGACCCUGAAGAACGAUUUGAUCUUCGAUCGGAUGGGUGCUCGCAUGACUACACUGUGA
Penicillium canariense is the source of this 1134-nucleotide messenger RNA. RefSeq lists its product as uncharacterized. Gene Ontology annotation, cellular component: cytoplasm. Bases 1 to 1134 code for a protein of 377 amino acids. The transcript has 3 exons. Gene Ontology annotation, biological process: N-acetylglucosamine catabolic process; D-glucosamine catabolic process; carbohydrate metabolic process. Gene Ontology annotation, molecular function: identical protein binding; glucosamine-6-phosphate deaminase activity. The record is from RefSeq and is a predicted model, not a curated record. Lineage: Eukaryota; Fungi; Ascomycota; Eurotiomycetes; Eurotiales; Aspergillaceae.